UUUCUCGAUUGCCUUCCGUGCAGACAGGUCAAAUAUUUUGUUCUUGGUGAAAACGUGUUAUUUUGUUAGCGAUUCGUGAAAAUGAAGUCCAAAAGAAAACAUCAGUCGACUUCGGAAGAUUCAGAACUAUCGGAUGGUAGUGAACAAUCCAGUAGUUCGUCUGCAAGCGAUAGUGAAGAAUCCUCUGUAUCGGAGCAUCGGUACAAGAAAAAAAAGAAGCGUGCUGAUUCGUCGGAAUCCGAUAGCGACUCUGAUGAUCAAAAGCGUUCGAAGAAACGCAAGCACAAGAAAAAGAAGAAGAAACAUGGAAAAAAGAAGAAGCGUGCGAAUUCUGUUGAAGUCAGUGAUUCAGGCGAAGACGUAUCGUCAGUGAGUGAAGGAGAGAUUUCUCCGAAGAAAAAGCGCAAACAUAAAUACAAACACAGCAAACGCGCACGUAGCUCGUCGGGCAGUGAUAUAGAAGAAGUCCGUGUGGAACGACGUUUGCACAGUGUUGUGAAGGAACGUAGAGCACCCUCGGAAGACGGCAGUCAACCUCAACGCACAUAUUACCAGAAAGAGUACCGACAUUCACAAUCGGGUGAAGAUUAUGAGAGGGAACGUGAAGUGCAGCGCUUCUAUCGGGGCUCUAGUAAGGAGCGUAGACUUCAUUAUGAGGAACAAUUCGAGUAUGGACGGGAACGCAAUGACAGAUAUGCAUCAUAUCAUCAAGAAAAAUAUGAACAUAAGAAUAGGGAGAAAUAUGGCCAAAGCUCACAAUACCAUGAUCAAAAUGAAGAAUAUAAUCGAAGGCAACAAGAAUUUGAGGGCUAUAAAAGGCCACAAAGAUAUGAAGAUCACCGAAGCCAAGAUAACUAUCAUAGAAAACACAGAGAAGAAAACAACCAUCAUGCUAGAGGGGAGGACACUAGAGGUUAUAAUCGGUACAAUCAAUAUGAAGAAAGACUACAAAAGCGACGGGAAUAUGAUGAUGGCAGAGAAUUUAGAGAAAGACGUGGGCAACCUGAUCCGGAACACUACCGACAAAGAGAAUAUCAAGACAAGAGAGAAAAGUACCAAGAAUAUUCAGGAGAACGAGCGCGCGAGGAACCGAUGCGCCGAGACCGCCCACCACGACCAGAGAAAUCUCACCCACCGCAAGAAAGGGAGCGUUCCGGGUCUCGUAGCGCCGAGGGCCGCUUCCGGGACAAGCGACGGGAGGGCCGAGAGGAGCGCGCGCCGAGCCAGCGCUCCCGCGACGAGAGGAGAGAGCGCCCGAGAGAGGAGGAACGGGAACGAUCCGCGCCGAAACCAGACGCUAAGCAGAAGGAACGCAAAUCUAGGUUUGCUGAUAAUGAGGACAACAAAGAAUACAGUUGGGGCAAGACCGAUGCGAAGAAAGAAGGCGACAAAAAUUCCGGAGAGAAGGAGAAACCGAACUUCGGUCUUUCUGGCAAACUGACGGCCGACCAGAACACUGUCAACGGUGUGGUCAUUAAGUACACUCAGCCUGAAGACGCCAAACAGCCGAAGAGAAGAUGGAGGUUCUACCCGUUCAAGGGCGACAAAGCGCUGCCGAUCCUGUACAUCCACCGGCAGUCGGCGUUCCUGCUGGGCCGCGACAAGAAGGUGGCGGACAUCCCGCUGGAGCACCCGUCCGUCAGCAAGCAGCACGCCGCGCUGCAGUACCGCGCCACGCCCUUCACGCGCGCCGACGGCUCGCAGGGCCGCCGCGUGCGCCCCUACAUCAUCGACCUGGAUUCAGCAAACGGCACAUUCGUCAACAACAAGAAAAUCGAACCUCGCCGCUACGUGGAGUUGCUCGAACGUGACGUGGUCAAGUUUGGCUUCUCCCAGCGUGAAUACGUGCUCCUUCACGAGAACAGCAAAGACGACGCCCAGGAUGACGAUCACCACGACCCACCAGAAUUAGGCGCCGCUGUCACGACUACGGAGCAAAUAAAGCGGGACAAACGGGUCAAGGAAGAAGUAGCCGAGGACGGCGAGUGACCCGACGGACGGACGCCCCCGUAAGCCCCAUAUCAGAUUUAGUAAGCGCAAUACUAGAUUUACGGCAACUGUUCAAUCCGCGCUAGGAUCCCCUCCGCUUUGAGCGAUCGCGCUGUAGUGGAAUUUUACUAGUUAGUUGUAAUUGUGAACUUUAUUUAGCUGUUGGGAGAUUCAGCGAGACCUGUCUUGUGACUGAACACUGACACUUUGUAGUAUUAGUUAAUUAUAAAUUGAUCUAUUUUUCUUACUGCGAUUGUCGAUCGAUAUCUAGGUCUUGGGGUCUUUUUAAUUGAUCCCAAGUCUUUAGUAACUGCUACUUCCAAAGUGAGAAAUUAAUACAUCCAUUUAGUUACGAUUAUGUAUACAUACUAUAAGUAUGGCCUUUAUUUUAGUUAAAAUGUACCCUAAAUAGAAUCGAGAAGCAUGUUUGUUACUAACACAAUUAUUAUUAUGAACGGACAUAGAUGUGAUUUGUGAGCGAGUGUGUACAUAAAUAUUGCUUGCUA
This is a messenger RNA of Ostrinia furnacalis (Asian corn borer), 2495 nucleotides long. Its product is annotated as smad nuclear-interacting protein 1. The transcript has 12 exons. Lineage: Eukaryota; Metazoa; Arthropoda; Insecta; Lepidoptera; Crambidae. The coding region runs from base 82 to 1989 and encodes 635 amino acids. Gene Ontology annotation, molecular function: protein binding. The record is from RefSeq and is a predicted model, not a curated record.